Messenger RNA from Arabis nemorensis, 675 nucleotides. NCBI's taxonomy places the organism in Eukaryota, Viridiplantae, Streptophyta, Magnoliopsida, Brassicales, Brassicaceae. The record is from the annotation of a GenBank genome assembly.
AUGAAGAAUCCAAUUGUUGAUCUGGAAUUGAGAGUGGACAAGUUAAUUGAUCACCGAAGAAGAGAUUGGAAUUUGGAUCUGCUGCGUGAACUUUUCUUUCCAGCUGAUUUCAAUCUCAUCAUUUCUCAUAAGCCAGUCAUAUCCAUGGCUGAUCAUCGUGUUUGGAUGCACACAAAGAGUGGCGAUUACUCAGUCAAUUCUGGUUAUUGGCUUGCUAAUCAACUCAAACAUGCGGAUUUGAUCAGGGAGGCCAGUACGCUCCCUUCUCUGAAUGGGAUUAAAAGUCAGGUCUGGAAUUUAAAAACUAGUCACAAGAUCAAACUGUUUCUUUGGAGGGUUUUGUCUGGUGCGACUUCAGUAGCUGAGAAUUUGGCUCACCGUGGAAUGGAAGACGAGGCUAAUCUUUGGUCUCUUGCUCAGUGCAUUGAUGUAUCAUCGUUGUCUCUACAGAAUCCUUUAGCUAGAGAGGAGGUGAAGUGGAUGAGACCACCUGCACCAUGGCUUAAGUGUAACAUUGGUUGUUCUUGGUCAAAGCGUAAUCGUGUUGGUGGUUUCUCGUGGGUUCUAAGGAAUGAUAGUGGAGUUGUUUUGAUGCAUAGUAGAAGGUGGCGAUCGUAUGUUGCUCUGGGAGCUCCAGUUUGGUUGGUUGAUUUGUUCACCGAAGAAGGAGGGUAG